Molecule: messenger RNA, 1903 nt
Organism: Vitrella brassicaformis
Lineage: Eukaryota; Vitrellaceae
Source: the annotation of a GenBank genome assembly
GUACUAGGAGCCUGCCUGUUGUACAACUGUUACAGCCAGCCAUGACACCCCCCAACCAUUGACAACAAAUCACAUUUGUUCGCAACAAAUGGCUCUCUAGUUAAUUAACUGAUUGAUGCUGCCCGCCCCAAUGACCCCCCGAAGAAACGACACUGACAAGGCACAUGUGAGGACAGAUGAUUGACAUGUACUGACCGCCAACGCCGCCCCCACAGACAACAAGACUCACGCAGAGGGCAGGGGACACAUCAGGCACACGGACGCACGCACACGAUUCAGAGGAGUGGUCACAACCUACGAUAUUGACAGGCCAAGCGGUGGAGAGCACAGUCGUCUGCGUGCGUGUGUGUGUGUGCAUGUGUGUGUGUGUAUCCGUGUUGGCUGCUACGAUGAUCCAAGAGAUCCAGAAACCAGGAUGGACCGCCGGUCUCGUGGUCGCCUUUGGUUCCUGUCGCCCCGCGACCCCCGCCACCCACCAGCUGACACCGCACACAAGAGUAGGUAGGUUGCCGGCCGGGUCAGUGCGCUCGCUUGUUGUUGUGCGUAUGUGUUCACAUACCGAAGAGCGCUUCGAAUCUGCCAGCACCCAAGUCAUUGAAACCCCAAGACCAGAUAUCGCCACUGCGUCAACAAACAGACCACACAGACACAGAGAAUGCCCUCCGCCCCUUUCCAUUCACAGUCUGUCGGGUAGGGUAUCAUGAAUGAUUCAUUGCUCACCCAUUGAAGUAGAUGUUGCUGUUCCGUUCAGGCCUGCCAAAGAUGGAAGGCACAACCAAUUUCCGCCGUCUCCUAUCGCCACCAUUCGUCACACCCAUCGCCUCAAUCACAACAGCAGCGGCAGUCGCAUUAUUGCCGUCUCUGCUCGGGGAUGGGGCCUCCAUCUCACAACUGGGUGGUGUGCAUCUCACGAGCAGAGGGCUGUCGUCGGCGUAUUCUGGCCCCUUCACGAAGGCGACGGGCAGGCCGCCAGUGGCGUUCGUGUCCGCGAUGAAGAACUGUGCACCGACUGGCAUGAUCUCCAUCCGCUGGCCGGUGAGGAACUUGAUUUCGACAAGUGGGAUGGCGGCGUUCCGGGUGACCUCCGAGAUGCGCAGGAAAGUGUCGACCGACAUGCCCACCCCGAUCUUGUAACUGAAGGCCAGACUCUCUAGUUUGUAGAGGUCCGCUGCACACAGACAUUCACCGAGAGAGGGAGGCAUACCGCGUGUGUCGUUCCUUCCCCCCGGCUGCCGAGAUGAGAUACCCACCCAGAUCGAUGGUGAGGAGGUCGAAGAUGUCGAUGCUCUCCAUGGCUGCCCUGGUCGAGAUGACCGUCUUGCCGUCACUCUUCUUGACCAUCCGGCCAAACCGGUCCACCGUGACGUCUUCCAUCAGCUCGCUGGACACGUAUGCGAUGGCGAACAAGAUGAGCAGUGUGAGCAGCCACCCCACGGCCGCGGCGGCGACGAGGCAGGCAAGGCUUCUGGUCACGCGUUGCUGCCGCUCGACAAAGAUGGCUGCCUGGGCCACGUCAUCAAGGGUGAACCGACCGUCUCCAUCCACCUCCCAUUCCCGCAGUAUCUCCAUCAGCGUGUGGCUGCAGGUCGCAGCGGGACAGCCAAACACCUCGCCAACCACCCUCUGGCAGCACACAGAACACACACAUCAGCCACCAUCCAUUCGUGUGAUCUCCUUCCUUCGUGUGCCUUACUUCGAAGGUUGACGAGCGAGCCCUCGUCGCCACUGCUCUGUUCCUCCUCGGGACGCGCCUGGCGGGGGAGUGAUCUGCGGAGGCUGGCUCGUCUUUUGGCGGAUCUGAGAAGUGAGCGCUGGCCAGCGGGGAGGUAGCUGACAGCAUGGUGUGGGGAGCAGUCGCGAGGGAAAGAAAGAAGAGGGAGAGAGGAGAAGAGGAAAGCGAUUG